CAUUUAGCCACCUUGAAGGCCCAGGGUCGUUCUCGCGAAACACAAGUCGCAUGAAGCCAACAUUUCCCAUCGCCAACCAUUGCGAACCGCCAUUCCCACAGGCCCUUUACAGAGCGCCUGCCUGCACGCGGUCAGGCUCGUAGUGUGUAGGCCAUUGCGAUCAUUCCUGUUCCUUGGAUUCUUGUCGCUCCUUUCAGCUCCGUUUUUGCAGUCCGGUAGUCAGCCUCCAGGCCCACACCCACUUACGCCAACCGUCGAUUCUCAUCUCUUGCCUAGCCGGUUUCUCGACGUCGUCGUCUUGUUCUGGUCGAACCAGAGGCCAUCGCGCCCGUCGCCGCCUUCCGUGCCGCCACCCCUUGCGACGCCGGGCCAUCUAUGCAUCCCGUUGCGACGCCGCUUAACCCCCGAGGCUAGCCGCCGCCCUCCCCCAGACAGAACGUCACCAUGGCGCGACCGCUCGGCCCCGUCCGCAUGAAGAAGACGAACCCGGUCACGCUAGUGAUCGGCUUCGUGCUCUGCAUAUUCAUCCUCUACUUCCUGGCCAGCCCCUCUGGCUCCGCCGUCACCUCCAAACUCCCCAUCCGGAAGAGCGAGCCGGCAUCACAUGCGCUCUCGCCCCCGACAUCUCCUUUCCGCAAGAAUGCCGCCUCGGGUCCCAAGAAUCCGCCGCCAGUGACCCGCUACCAGCUCAACAAUGUCACGACUACCCCUACCCCCAUCGAGAACCGUGAGCACGUUCUCAUCCUAACCCCCAUGGCCCGCUUCUACCAGGGCUACUGGGACAACCUGAUGCAGCUCAACUAUCCUCACGACCUCAUCAGCCUUGCCUUCAUCCUCCCCAAGAACAAGGAAGGGAACGCCGCCACCGUGGCGCUUCAGGCACAGGUGACCAAGACGCAACAGGGGUCCGAGGCCCAGCGCUUCAAGAGCGUCGCUAUCCUCCGCCAAGACUUUGAUGCGCCUCUCCAGUCGCAGGAUGAAGCGGAGCGCCACAAACUUGAGCACCAAAAGGCGCGGAGGGCCGCCAUGUCCAAGGCGCGCAACUCGGUGCUCUUCACUACCCUGGGUCCCGACAUCUCAUGGGUGCUGUGGCUGGACGCCGACAUCAUCGAGUCCCCUCCGUCGCUGAUCCAGGAUCUGGCCAAGCAUGACCAGGCCGUUAUCGCCCCCAACUGCUUCCAGCGCUACAAGGACGAGCAGGGCAAGAUGGCAGAGCGCCCUUACGACUUCAACAACUGGCAGGAUAGCGACAGGGCCCGCGAGCUCGCCGCCAAGAUGGGCCCGGACGAGAUUCUGGUCGAGGGCUACCAGGAGCUGGCCACCUACCGUGCCCUCAUGGCAUACAUGACCACCGAGGAUGGGCCGCACUACGAAAUCCCCCUAGAUGGCGUCGGCGGAACUGCCCUGCUUGUCAAGGCUGAGGUCCACCGCGAUGGUGCCAUGUUUCCGCCUUUCUCCUUUUACCACCUCAUCGAGACUGAGGGUUUCGCCAAGAUGGCGAAGAGGUUGGGCUGGCAAUCUGUCGGCCUUCCUAACUACAAGGUUUAUCAUUAUAACGAAUAAUAAUCGAGCCGGCGCCGAAGCGGUCACGACGGAUAUAUGCAGCCGCCGACGAUCUCAGAAAAGAGACGAAGAAGAUAUGGCAGCCAUGACAUUUUUGGGACCUAUAUCAGUGAUAUUAUGUGUGUUCAUAUCUGGCUAUGAUGAUGGCCAACCCCAGCGAAAAAGGGGGUUUCGUGUGUUUGUGCUUCCCCGAUGGGCACUUAAGAGGGCGAGCUCGAGACGAUCAUAUGCGUCUCCGCCAUUGUUGGGAGUUCUCAGUGAACGGUCGUCUCGUUCGCACACGGGGCCAAGAAAACACUAGUGGAAUGGUUUGGUUUUCAUGACCAUGUCCCGAGUACUCGUUCAUAUACGAGGCCAAGACGGCACUGGUGGGAUGGUUCGGUUUUCAUGACCAUGCCCUGAGUACUUGUUACAGUCACCUACCUAGAUGGGCGGGUAUUUAUUAUGAACACUACAUACAAAGGCGAGGGGUGAGGGUGAGGCAUUCGGUUGGCCUGAAUUAGAAAAGGCUACACCCCAAGGCGAAUGGCGUCAAACUAUGUUUUGUUCAUUUUAUUUUCCGGUUUACCAUUGCUUGUCGAUUCCAUAUCACAUCUACACCAGGUAGGUACCCAGGCGCCUCACUGCCUGUCUUGGGAUUCAAUUUCCCCUCACCAACAUUCUGGUGCCCAUUGUAUUAUACCGUUCGGUAUUGACGAAAACAUAGGUAUCCAUGGGUAUCCCCUAUUCUAUCACAGCUAUCGCUUAUCUACAUAUUCAGAGAGCAAUGGGACCGAAUGACGUAGUCCUCGUCUAACCCCCCAAACGCUGAUCUCAUACAAAGCAAGUCGAUGAUAUCAAAGGAACGCCUACUCGCUGUCGUUGGCGUCGUCGAGCGCUUCGUCCUCUUCCUCUGGGACAUCAGACCCGUCCUCGCCAUCCUCCCUCUCCUCCUCGCCCUCGUCCUCUUCUUCCUCUUCUUCCUCCUCGUCCUCUCCUUGCUCGUCGUCUUCGUCUUCCUCGUCUUCCUGCACUUCGUCCUCGUCCUCGUCCUCGCCUUCCUCGUCAUCAUCAACGUCCAUCCUGGACGAGGAAGCACCCGCGGCGACGGCUGCUCCUGUUGCGGCCGCCGCGCCUGCCGCCGCAAUCUUCUGCUUCUUGGAGCGUGGCGCCGAUGGCUCGUCGUCGGUUGCCGCCGAUUUGGUACUAGCCAUCGUGGUAUCGCCCUCCUCGCCGCCCGCGCUGAGCACGGAGGCGUCCGCCCCUGUCCCCUUCUUGGCGGCUGCGACCUUCUUCCGGUAUGAAGAGCGCUUUGAGGCCUGAGUCUGGUUGAAUUCUGUAGAAGAAAAAAGGAUCCUGGUUAGAAAAUUUGACAACAAAGUCACAUCCAUGCGCCGCGAUAUAUGCAUGGGCUCCGGA
Molecule: messenger RNA, 2961 nt
Organism: Gaeumannomyces tritici R3-111a-1
Lineage: Eukaryota; Fungi; Ascomycota; Sordariomycetes; Magnaporthales; Magnaporthaceae
Product: mannan polymerase complexes MNN9 subunit
Exons: 2
Coding region: 445-1563 (372 amino acids)
Biological process (GO): cell wall mannoprotein biosynthetic process; protein N-linked glycosylation
Cellular component (GO): mannan polymerase complex
Molecular function (GO): alpha-1,6-mannosyltransferase activity
Source: RefSeq, a predicted model, not a curated record